Messenger RNA from Enterospora canceri, 672 nucleotides. NCBI's taxonomy places the organism in Eukaryota, Fungi, Microsporidia, Enterocytozoonidae. The record is from the annotation of a GenBank genome assembly.
AUGGCCUAUUCAAUAAACUACAGAUUCAGAUCAUACAAAAACUACAGCAAAAUAUUCUUUGAUUCUGAAUCAUUGAGUCUCUGGGAGCUGAAGUAUGAGAUAAUCAGCCAGAGAAGGAUGUACAGCAAGGACUUUGACCUGGUAUUCUACGAUGCAGAGACAGAUGAGAAAUUGGAAGACGAAUACGUCAAAAUAGACCGAUUUGCUAAUUUGAUAGUGGAAAAGAUACCACUGUGGAUGAGUAACAACAGGAAUAAUAUGGAGUUCAAACAAAGGCUCAUUUCGUACAGUAGGGUGCCACCAGAGACAUACACGUGUUUCAAAUGCAACCAAAAGGGCCAUUACAUCCAACACUGUCCAAAUUUACAGAAUAUUCAGCAAAAUAAUGCAAGUGAGGCGAAUUUGAGAAUAAUGAAACCACGAAUACAAGAAUGGAAAAAGCAGAAAAAUUUGAUAAAAUAUAAGAAUAUUCCAGAUGGAUUGAAGUGUGAAGAAUGCAAUGGGCUGUUGAAUGAGGCAGAGAUGUCAUCAUGUCAGCAUUAUUUCUGUAAGGGAUGUGCAGUAAGGAAUGAAAGGUGUCCAAGGUGCAGAAAGACGAUAAUGUGGCUUAAAGAGAGUUCUAGAAAACAGGAUGAGGUAAAAGAAUAUGAGAAAUGGAAUAAAAUUGAAUAG